ACAAAAAUGUGUCGUACAGCAACUGAAGGGCAGUAAACCUACAAAAUGUUGGCACAUAAAUUAUUUUUUUAUUAAUAUUCUCUUCUAUAAUGUGGGUCGCUAAGCAGUUUCUAACAUCUUUAGCCCAAAGAGCACAGCCUGGCUUAUUUCGAAGGACCCCACACUGCUCCCUCCCCAAAUUUGAGCUCCGUUAUCUGCAGUGCACGUGCUGUUGGAGGAGCCGGGUCCCUGUGUCUGACUUUGACACUUUGAACGCCUCAAUUGUCGGAUCUGCUCCCUGUAAUGACGGCAAGACCCUGGACGCUUACUAUACACCUGAGCAAAAAGAAGUUAUCCUGAAGCUUCUCAACAAUGCACCCCUGCCAGAGCUGUCCGGUGUCAAACUCCUCCGCGGGCGUAAAUCCAUCAACAUUGUGGAGUACAGGACAAAAAAUGGGCCAUUUAAGACUCUGGAAAGUGUGGUGAAUGUACCACUCCUCAAACACAAAAGUGCUGUAGUUGUGUUCAACUCUAUUCUUAAUCCGGUGAAAAAGGAACGGAAGGUGAAGAUUAAUCUAGCCAAGUUUAUCAGACCUGAGGUGGACAGGUCCUGGCUGAAGGAUGCCGGUUCUAUAGUUUCCAUUGUAUGUGGGACAAAUAAAAUCGCCUGGGCUCACGUCGAUCGGGGGAUGACUCUUUUGGAUUGGCAGCAGAAGGACUGCCCCAACUUUCUCAAAGGAACAUACAUGGCUUCUUUCUACCUCACUGAUGUUUCUACAGUCGUGGAUCACCUCCCAGAAGCCGACUUCUACAUCAUCGAGAAGUCUUCCAUCUCCGUUCAGAACACGUCUUUGUUCCCCAUAAUGGCUCAUAUGAGAACAGUGGAGGCGAUGCUUUUCGCUUUGUUGGAGCCGAGAGUCCCACAACCAGAACCAAAUAUCCCUCCAAGAGUUCUGAACAUGAUGCGCACGGCUGUGGGGCGACACUUCGGGCUCAUGGUGGGUGAGUCUCGGACCAGUGGGGCUCAGACUGUGAGAAAACUAAUGACAGAAUCAGUGACUCAAAAGCUGCCGAGGAUUAACUUUCCUUCGGAGCUCUUGGUCAAACACCGGAACUCAUUUGAGAUGGGGAGCCGCCGCACGGGGGAGGAGCUGUGCGACGCUCUGCUUCAGGCCGUGGCUUUUUACGAACUGCUCAGUGAAUCGUCUGGAUAAUGGGACAAGUCACCGUCUUCACUAUUGACCUUACUCAGCCCUGCCCACUUUUUCUGUAAGUGCAACUAAACGGAGCUUUCUUUGUAGUAGCACGUCCGAUUAAGUGGAGAACCUGUUCCUUUCAAUGGAGAAUUUGGGAAAAGUUUUGGUUGGUUUGUGUCAAAUGUUCAAUGUUUAUGUGCAACGGCAAGUCAAGACUGGACCGAUUCUCUGGAGGCUUUAAAACGGCUCUUUAGUCCCUAUUGAACUUAUUUGCUGUCAAGAUCAGCAGCUCCAACAAAAUAAUAACAAAUAACGAUGGCGGUGCUCACAGCAACUUCCAGCAUAACGUCAAUAUCCACUUUCAACAUAUGAGAGCUCGAACAAUGUUUUUUUGGGGGUCUUUAUUUAUCGCAAGUACAUUUUUUUAUAUGUUCUGUUCUAUGAUCAGAUUUGAGCUGUAGAAGAUUGAAUUAUAAACUUCUAUGACUCAUUAUAGACACAAACUAACAUGUUACAGCUUUUUUUUUCAGAAACAUUUUUUACAUUUUGAAUAUUUUUGGGGGGAUAAUUCUGCUUUAUGAUUUGUUACAAAGUACAGAUACCAGAGCAAAAAAAAUAAAUAAUGUAAAUGUUUUUUCAAAUGUACUUAUAGAGUAUAAAGUAAAAGUAUUUUGUGCAGAUUUUGAGAUCUAAUGAAGCUUCAAAUAGUGAUUGGUUCUGAAUUUUGUUCAACAGAAACAAAUUAAUCUUUUUUAUUUUAUUUGUAUAUAUUUUUUUUUUUACAAAUACAAUAAACGUGAUAAAAACCCUGAGCCUUUUCAGCAGGUCUCAAACUAUAAUAAAAAAUACUUUUACUUUUCAGUCCUGUUAAAAUACGUAGUGGAGUAGAAAGUACAGAUACUGCUCUCAAAUGUACUCAAGUAAAAGUAAACACUAUCCACUUAAACGUACUCAAGUAUAAAUGUUAGGUAUUCAUACUUUACUUAACGACAAUACUACUUUUACUUUCUGUUCCACCACUGUUUACUUGAACGACAUGUCAGAAUGUGUUAUCGUGACAGGUUAUACACGCUGGGAAAAUACACACACCACACAAGAAACUAAAGAUGGAUUUUCAGGAUGCAAUUCUGCUGCUGCAAAACUUUUAAUGCACUUCAGGUUCAUACUUGAUAUUAAACUGCUGGAUAAUUACAUUCACUGUUUUUAUGGUUGGUUUUAAUAAAAUGUACAGUGGAAUAACAGGA
This is a messenger RNA of Periophthalmus magnuspinnatus, 2419 nucleotides long. It is a transcript of the gene tefm, whose product is annotated as transcription elongation factor, mitochondrial. The record is from RefSeq and is a predicted model, not a curated record. The transcript is spliced from 5 exons. Bases 90 to 1193 code for a protein of 367 amino acids. Gene Ontology annotation, biological process: transcription elongation by mitochondrial RNA polymerase; mitochondrial transcription. Gene Ontology annotation, molecular function: DNA polymerase processivity factor activity; nucleic acid binding. Gene Ontology annotation, cellular component: mitochondrial nucleoid. NCBI's taxonomy places the organism in Eukaryota, Metazoa, Chordata, Actinopteri, Gobiiformes, Gobiidae.